Messenger RNA from Melitaea cinxia (Glanville fritillary), 755 nucleotides. Its product is annotated as gamma-glutamylcyclotransferase-like. Lineage: Eukaryota; Metazoa; Arthropoda; Insecta; Lepidoptera; Nymphalidae. The record is from RefSeq and is a predicted model, not a curated record. Gene Ontology annotation, molecular function: gamma-glutamylcyclotransferase activity. The coding region runs from base 45 to 653 and encodes 202 amino acids. The transcript is spliced from 4 exons.
UUGGUUUGAGGCAUACCGCACGUGAAAUAUAGACCAAUUACACAAUGUCUUUAUCGCACUUUACUGUAUUAUGUUUUGUUGUGUGUCAAUGCUAUAGUGUAGAAAUAUGGGAUAAUAAAGACAAAUUCCUGUAUUUUGGCUAUGGUAGUAACCUUUUAAGUAAAAGAAUACACAUAAAUAAUCCAACGGCAACCUUCUUCGCGCCAGCUAAGCUGUCAGGUUACAGGUUGGAUUUUAAUACUUUUUCGCCCUUUUGGAAUGGCGCUGCAGCAACUAUCGUGGAAGAUCCCGAUAGCCACGUGUGGGGUGCUCUCUGGACACUUGACAACGCUGAUAUGAAGAGUUUAGACAAACAGGAGGGCGUCGACACAAAUUUUUACUACGCUAAGAACGUGACAGUAUUCACAUCUAGAGGACAAGCCUACCUUGCACGAACCUACAUAGAAACAAUAAAUCCUACAAAAGUUCCAAGCUAUGAAAUACCACCGGAAAGACAGCCAUCGAAUACCUACAUGCAGGUUAUCAUCAUCGGAGCCUAUGAAAGUUCUUUACCAGCUGAGUAUAUUGUUUUCCUCAAAACUUUUCCCACUAAUGGUAAACUCGGAAGCAAGGAAGUUAGAGAAAGUCUCGGAUAUCCGUUCAACGUCUCUUAGUUUUAAUUAAUCAACAUAACUGAAAUCGUGGAGCUCAAUGAAAUAUUCAGAUUAAUAAUUGUGAACCGUUGUGAAGGCAAAAUAAAAAAUAUAUUUUAAGAA